AUGACUUAUCAGCAACCUCUUCCAUGUAACAUUGCUGUAAGCGACCGCUGCCUGCCUACUCCCCCAGUGCGACUAUUGUACCCUCCCACGCCACCCUCCGCCGCGCUAUCGACUCAUUCUCCCUCCCUCAUUCUGCUCCCCAAAAGCAACACGUUGUCCCCGUUGAUCGGUGCUGGCCGCUACACUUAUAUAUACAUACUUGUAUACAAUCGAUACUACUCCCUCACAAAGGUCGCUCUCAUGUGUGCCGUGGCGUACGACUUGCACACAUAUUUGCACCAAUCUACGUGGCCGUCGAGUAGGCCACAGCCCUACCUGCGGCCUUCUGCUGCCUUCUGCUGCGACUACGCUAGACUGCUGGCUGAAAAGAGUAAUUUUGCUUUGGGCAAACAAGACCGCUCCGGUGACGUACAACCCUCCAUCGAGCCGUCUGGACUCUGGCCCCAGCCAUUCCCCUCGCCUGGAAAGCCCAUCCGCUUCCAAUCCCCUUGACCAGACAUGCAUAUGCAUUGCCAGCUAGCCGCAUACUGUAAAGAUCAUCGGCCGCUGCAGUAGGUCUACAGUGUACACAUAUGCCUACAGCAGCGAGACAAUAUGGCUAUCUUAUCUGAUUUGCAUUUCUCCCAUCCACUGAUUUUGUGGCCCGUGCUACCUGCAAGCAAGCCCCGACAAGAUAUCUCCAACCCUGCGUACACAAUCGGUCCUGCAAGAAAACCACUCGACAUGGCUUGCCCCGCUGCUGACACAACCCUCCUGCUGCACCGUAAAGCACCAAGCCUACCCAGCCGGCUAAACAGUCAGCAACAGCAGCAAACUC
Molecule: messenger RNA, 817 nt
Organism: Bipolaris sorokiniana ND90Pr
Lineage: Eukaryota; Fungi; Ascomycota; Dothideomycetes; Pleosporales; Pleosporaceae
Exons: 1
Coding region: 1-492 (163 amino acids)
Source: RefSeq, a predicted model, not a curated record